Messenger RNA from Closterium sp. NIES-67, 2436 nucleotides. Lineage: Eukaryota; Viridiplantae; Streptophyta; Zygnematophyceae; Desmidiales; Closteriaceae. The record is from the annotation of a GenBank genome assembly.
CUGGACUCAUCCACAGGCUUUCAGCUAGCCGUCCUAGCUUGGAUGAUACUGGCGGGGCAUGGUGUAGUCGUACUUCAGCUCUCGUCUCGCCCAUAGCAUCCUAAAACGCCACGUGGCAGGGUGCACUAAGGCCCACAUGCCGUCUCACGCGCUUGCCGCAUCGCUCGUCGCGCCGGCCGCGGCCCUGUAUAUACUUCCAAGUCUAUAUACUAAACGCGCCGACGCACGUCCAGCUCCUAUUCCGUCUAGUUCUUGCGGUGCUGACUGCAAGAGCAGCAAUAGCAGGAUCCUCGCAGGUCACAGUCACAAUGCGCGAUAUCACACACUUAAUCCCCCACGCUACCCUCCAAUUUUGUUCGAGCGUUCCCUGAAUAGGCGGAUCCCCCUCUCCUCCAGCCACACCCCGUUCCGCCCUCUCCGAACGCCGCUUAUCCUCGUUGCAGUCUCUUUCGAUAAGGUUAUUCGGCCGCUUAGCUCGCAUAACCGAAGACAAACGUCGAGCCGCUUAGUCACGAUGACGUCAGCUGUCACGUCGGAGGACGUAGCGCCGAGCCGCGAUCGUAAGCCGGCAGCUGAUUCGUCAGGCGGACAGCUGCCUCGCCGGCGGCUCGACGUCGCCGUGAUCGGCGCCGGCGCCGCGGGGCUGGCCGCAGCGCGCGAGCUGAUGCGGGAAGGACACACCGUGACUGUGAUUGAAGCGGGGGGAGAGAUUGGCGGCGUGUGGGCUUAUGACGAGCGGAUAGAGACCGAGGAUCUGCUAGGGCUGGAUGCGAAUCGGCAGCAGGUGCAUAGUAGCAUGUACGCGUCGCUGAGGACCAAUCUACCCCGAGAAUUGAUGGGCUUUUUGGAUUUUCCCUUCUCCGCGCCUUUACCUGGCGAUCGUCCUGGUGCUGACGUGGAUCUGUGCAACUGUGGCGACGCGGAUUUGCGACGAACGGACGCGGAUAUGCGACGGUUUCCGUCGCACAGGGAGGUGCUGCGAUAUCUCGGCCAGUACGCGGAUAGAUUCGGAAUUUCGAAUCGCGUGGAGCUCCAUAGUAGUGUAAUUAAAGCCGUUCCGGUGAUUGCUCGCCAAGCAGAUGUUAAGGAAAGUCGAGAACGGCGAAGCGGAGAGGCCAGGAGCGCGAGGGAAGCGGAAAAGGGGCAAGGGAAGGGGGAAAGGGAGGAGGAAGGGGAGGGGAAAGGGGAGGGGGAAGGCCAGGAUAUCCAGGAGUUAUUAAAAGGAGGGGACUCUUCCUUUGUCAGAUGGCGUGUUAAGAUUGCCCGGUCUAGAGAAGAUAGUAGAGGGAGUUGUGAAGCGGAAGUGGAAGAGGGGAGGGUGGAGGAAAGGGAGUUUGAUGCGUUGGUGGUGUGCAACGGGCACUACUCGCAGCCCAAGAUUGCAACAGUAGAGGGAGUGGACACGUGGCCGGGCAUCCACAUGCACAGCCAUAACUACCGCUACCCAGAGGGGUUUGAAGGCAAGGUGGUGGUGGUGGUGGGCGCGGAGGCCAGUGGGCAGGACAUAGCGAGAGAGCUCGCCUCCGUGGCGCAAGAGGUGCACAUCUGCGCUAGGGGUUGGCGGAAAGACAGUGCUGCUGCCAGUGAUGAUGCUGCCCGUGCUGCUGCUGCCAGUGCUGGUACUGGUGCUACUAUUGCUGCUGCUGGCGCUCCUACUGCCGGAGCGGCGGCUGGAGCUAUUGAGACGGGGUAUUUCGAGGAUCUCAAAGGCAGAGUGCAGCAGCACCCCAUGAUAAGGCGGGCCAAUGCAGAUGGAACAGUGGAGUUUGAAGAUGGGUUCACAUGCCAUGCGGACGUCAUCAUGCACUGCACCGGCUACAUCUACUCCUUCCCCUUCCUCGCCCUGCCCCCCUCCCUCCUCUCUGUCUGCAACAAUCGUGUCGGCCCCUUGUUCCGCCACAUCCUCCCUCCGGCCCUCGCCCCCUCCCUCUCCUUCAUCGGUCUUCCCUGGAAGGUCGUCCCCUUCCCACUGUGUCAGCUGCAGGCUCGGUGGGUGGCGCAGCUACUGUCCGGCCGGCUGUCCCUGCCGCCCAGAUCCGAUCUGGAGGACGGCGUGCGUUGUCUGUAUGCGAGCAUGGAGGAGCAAGGGGUACCUGAGAGAUAUACCCACAGGCUGGAUAUGGAGCAGUUUCCUUACAUGGACAAUCUCAGCAUGGGGUGUGGAGGUUCUCCUUUGCCAGCGUGGCGGCGGGAAAUGUACGAAGCAGUUAGGCGGCUGAAGAAGGCCUAUCCGGGAACAUAUCGAGACGAGUGGGUGGAGUGGGACUUGGUUGAAGCUGCCCACCGGGAAUUUGCAAGGUUGUUCCAAGAUUUGGCAAGCCCAAUAGUUGAUACAGAGGUAGGAGUAAUGUCCUAGGUCUAAUGCAUGUUUUUUGCUUUGUCUUGCCUUACCAAAUACCCAUUGGCUGUAUUUUUGUAGUUGUAACAAUCCCGUUC